AUGCCCCAUCUCGUCACGGUUGCCACCUGCAAUCUGAACCAGUGGGUUCUUGAUUGGGAGGGCAACCUCUCCCGGAUCAUCGAGUCUAUCCAUAAGGCGAAGGCCGCGGGCGCCCGCCUGCGUGUCGGGCCUGAACUCGAGAUCUGCGGCUACUCCAGCUUGGACCACUUCCAUGAAUUGGACGUCUACACCCAUAGCAUGGAAAUGCUUCGCCGUUUGCUGCUGGACAAGAGCUGUCACGAUAUCAUCAUCGAUGUGGGCAUGCCCGUGCUGCAUCGCAAUGUGAGAUACAACUGCCGGGUCAUCUGCCUCAACGGGAAGAUUCUCUUGAUCAGACCCAAGAUGUGGCUUGCAAAUGACGGCAACUACAGGGAAAUGCGUCACUUUACACCUUGGAUGCGUCCCCGUGAGACUGAACUCUUCCACCUGCCUAAGAUGCUGGCUGAGGUUCAGGGAGAGACUCACGUUCUCUUUGGCGAUGCCGUCAUCUCUACCCCGGAGACCUGCAUCGGAGCAGAAACUUGCGAUAUGGCUCUCGAUGGUGUUGAAAUCUUUACGAACUCGAGUGGCAGCCACUUGAACGGUGACAUCGUUGCCCAAGGCUCUCAGUUCAGCCUCAACGACGUCGAGGUCGUCACCGCUACCGUCGACCUUGACGAAGUCCGGUCCUACCGGGCUGCUAUCUCUCGCGGUCUCCAGGCUGCAACCUCCAAUGCCAAGUACAAGCGUAUUGAGACGCCAUUCGAGCUGAGCUCCGAGGAUGAGGACAUGGACGUUGGCGUGGCCCCGACCCUGCCCAUCCAGCCCCGCUUCCAUUCCGUCGAGGAGGAGAUUGCUUUGUGUGGCGGUUGCUAUCUCUGGGAUUAUCUCCGCCGCUCCGGUGCUGCUGGUUACUUAGUUCCUCUGAGCGGCGGUAUCGACUCUUGUGCCACCGCAGUGAUCGUGUACUCCAUGUGCCGCAUCGUCAUGCAAGCAGUGCGGGAGGGAAAUCAGCAGGUCAUCGAAGAUGUCAAGCGCAUUGCGCGCUACAAGGGUGAAGGAGUGUUGCCCAACACCCCACAAGAGCUGUGCAAUCAGGUCUUCACCACCAUCUACAUGGGCAUGAAGAAGCAGAGCUCUCGGGAGACCCGGCAGCGCGCGCGCGAUCUCUCCGACGCCAUCGGCAGCUACCAUGUCAACAUUGACAUCGACGAGGUCUAUGAGGCGCAAAAGAAGCUUAUCAUCAACGCAUUGAACUUCGAACCGAAGUUCAAGGUCGAGGGCGGCACCGUCCAGGAAAACCUUACCUUGCAGUGCCUUCAGGCCAGAAUCAGGAUGGUGACAGCGUACGAGUUUGGCCAGAUCCUACCCACGGCCAGGGGGAGACCAGGCGGUGGCAGCCUCCUGAUUCUGGGCAGUGCCAACGUUGGCGAGAGUCUUCGUGGCUACCUGACCAAGUAUGACUGCUCGAGCGCCGAUAUCAAUCCCAUCGGCUCGAUUGACAAGGCCGACUUGAAGCGCUUCAUUGCUUGGGCCGAGAAGAACUUUGACCUCCCUUGCCUGCAUGACUUCCUGACGGCUGUCCCGACUGCCGAGCUGGAACCCAUCACCGAGAACUAUGUUCAGAGUGAUGAGGCAGACAUGGGCAUGACCUAUCAGGAGCUGACCAUCUUUGGACGGCUGCGCAAGCUCAACAAGCUUGGUCCCUUCGCUAUGUUCCAGCGGCUGGUGCAUGACUGGAGCCUUGAUCGCGAGAAGGUCCCUGGAGAUGAUGCUCCGUUCUAUACGCCGAGGGAGGUUGCGGAUAAGGUCAAGAAGUUUUUCCACUUCUAUGCUAUUAACCGGCAUAAGAUGACCACUCUAACUCCGGCACUGCAUUGCAAUGACUAUUCUCCUGAUGACAACCGCUUCGACUUGCGCCCGUUCCUCUAUCCGCCUUUCUGGAAGAGCUGGAGCUUUAAGCGGAUUGACAUGGAGCUGGAGCGUAUCGAGAGGAAGAGGGCGGCGAAGAAAGCUUAG
Thermochaetoides thermophila DSM 1495 is the source of this 1998-nucleotide messenger RNA. Its product is annotated as glutamine-dependent NAD(+) synthetase-like protein. Gene Ontology annotation, biological process: NAD+ biosynthetic process. Gene Ontology annotation, molecular function: NAD+ synthase (glutamine-hydrolyzing) activity; ATP binding; glutaminase activity. Lineage: Eukaryota; Fungi; Ascomycota; Sordariomycetes; Sordariales; Chaetomiaceae. The transcript has 13 exons. Gene Ontology annotation, cellular component: cytoplasm. Bases 1 to 1998 code for a protein of 665 amino acids. The record is from RefSeq and is a predicted model, not a curated record.